Messenger RNA from Rotaria sordida, 827 nucleotides. NCBI's taxonomy places the organism in Eukaryota, Metazoa, Rotifera, Eurotatoria, Philodinida, Philodinidae. The record is from the annotation of a GenBank genome assembly.
AUGUCUGCAUUUAUAUUAAUUGGUAUUGGUUGUGAUGAUAUAUUUGUAUUUUUUGAUAUAUGGAAUCAAGAAAAACUAGAAUGGUUAAAAAAAUAUCAAAAUAAACUAUUAACUGAAAGUAAAUUUUAUUUUAUUUAUUUUAAUAAAUUAUUUAUUUCAUUAAUUGUAGAUCCAAAUAUGUUAUUAAAUUCUACAAAUAUUCAUAAUAAUAUACCUUCAAAUCAACAAAAAAAGAAUCCAAACAAAUUAAAAAGAUCAUCUUCUCAUCAAUUAUUUUUAUUUAAACAUUCUGAAGAAAUUCGUAAAAUAUUAUUAAGUGAAGAAGCAUUAAUAGAAAUAAUGUCAAAUACAUUAAAACAUGCUGGUUCAUCAAUGUUUGUUACAUCAUUUACAACAUCAGCUGCUUUUUUUACAAAUAUAUUAACUAAUAUUUCAUUUAUUCAAGUAUUUGGAAUUUUUAUUGGAACAUGUGUUUUAAUUUAUUUUGCUAUUACAUUUACUGCAAUUGCUGCUUUUGCUAUUAUUUAUGAAAAGUAUAUUCAAAAUAUGAUAUCUCAUGUACUUUCAAUGUGUUGUACUGAUUUUGUCAAUAAAUCAGCAAAUAGUGUACUAACGAAAUUAGAUUAUCGUUUUUCAUCAGUUUGUAGAGCUUGUCGACAUUAUAUUUUUGGUCGUUUUAUGCCAUUAAUAAUUUUUAAAUUACGUUAUGUAUUAGUAUUUAAUUUUCUUCUUAUUGGUAUUCUAGGUCUUAUUGGUAGUUUUUACUAUCCUAAAUUAAACGUACCAUCAACACAAAAAACUGCUUUAUUUUUAAAAGAUAAUCCAAU